AUGCUAUCAGCCAUGGCCAAUGUAUCAGGAAUCGUCUUUUCUCCCCAGAGCCGUGCGCCGUCAAAGGCGUAUCUGGAGUAUAUCCACAACUCACUUACCAGAUCGUCCAUAUACUCGCCCAUUUGCGAAGCAAUCUCCAACCUUUCCGCGACGUGGUGGGCUAUUGCAAACAGCCAGCCAAAGAUCGCCUCCCUGGAGCAAGGCCUGAAUUUUGCAAAAGACUUUUCAGCAUGGAUUGAGACGGGAAAUUCUUCAAGGCUGGAGACCAGCAUGUCGGGGAUCGUCACGUUACCUCUGCUGGUCAUCAUACAUACGAUUCAGUAUCUCGAGUAUCUACGGCAAAACUGUAUCACACACUCGGAACUGCUACCUCAUUUGCGGGCAGGUGGGGUCCAAGGAUUCUGUGCUGGAUUGAUGAUGGCCAUUGUUGUGGCUGCGUCAAAGGACGAAACACAACUGGUUGAGAACUCCGCCAAAGCUGUUCGGAUAGCCUUUGCGAUUGGGUCAUAUGGAGAGAUUGGGUGUGAUGCAAACUCAAUUAUUUCUACUACUAUGGUGGUGCGGUUGAAACGGGGCUCUGAGAGGGAGCAAAUCAUCCGCGAGUUCCCAGAGUCCCGUAUCUCUGCUGUAUCCGACCCCAAGACAGUAAGCAUCAUUGCUUCAUCAUCCCAAAUUGCCGCCAUGCAGGCAUAUAUAGAGGAACUAGGCCUCUCCUUCAAGAUGGUUCACAUGCGAAGCAACAUACACAAUCCGAAAAAUGUCGCUCUUGCGAAAGAGCUGCUGGGACUCUGCCUACGCGAUGCCGACUGGCAGUUGCCCAACAGCGAUUGUAUUCAGGUUGCUGUACGAUCCAAUAGCACAGGUCAGAUUCUUUCAGGCUGUUCGCUCACAGCCGAGGUUAUCAACACCAUUCUUACCUCUUGCUGUGACUGGGACAGAGUCAUGAACAAUGUAGCGCAAGAUCUCCGCCGAUUCGGGAAAUCUCAUCGCAUAGCAAUGGUUGGCCUGGGAGACUGCUUACCGCUCCCGCCAUUUCAGAAGAUUGGCAUCGAAAUUACCAAGGUGGAUGUCAUGAGCAACACGGAGGAUGCAAGGCGACGGACAAAUGAUGCUAAUAUCUCAAGACGGGCUACUUUUCCUUCCGAUUCGGUCGCCGUAGUAGGCGCGGCUUGUCGAUUACCAGGAGCAAAUACCCUCGACGAACUCUGGGAUCUCAUUUCUCGAGGCGAAUCGCGGCUGGAAACGCUGCGCCAAGAUCGGGUCAGGCUCGAAGAGUCUUUUCGGGCAUCACAGGACAAGGACUGGACCACAAGACGACAAUGGUUCGGAAAUUUCGUUGAUUGUGUCGAUGAAUUUGAUCAUGGCUUCUUUGGCAUAAGUGAAAAGGAAGCGGCAUAUAUGGAUCCCCAGCAGCGGCUUUUGCUCACUUGUGCGUACGAGGCUCUGGACUCCAGUGGCUACCUUCAUCAUCAUGCCCGAGCAAAUGGCGAUCCGAUAGGGUGCUUCAUUGGCGCGAGCUAUACCGAGUAUAACGAGAACACCAACGCAUACGCUCCCUCUGCAUUUGCCGCAACAGGGACCAUUCGAGCUUUUCUUUCAGGCAAGAUCAGCCAUUACUUUGGCUGGACGGGGCCGUCCGAGGUCAUUGACACGGCAUGCUCGGCGUCGCUGGUUGCUGUUCAUCACGCAAUUAGGGCGAUUCAGUCUGGGGAUUGCUCCAUGGCCCUUGCAGGCGGUGUGAAUAUCCUUACCGGAGUUCACAACUACAUUGAUCUCGGCAGAGCGGGAUUUCUCAGUAGAACGGGCCAGUGUAAACCAUUUGAUGAAUCAGCGGAUGGCUAUUGCCGUGCAGACGGAGUCGGGAUCGUUGUGUUGAAGCCACUCAAGCAAGCAAUUGCUGACGGGAAUCACAUUAUGGGCGUCAUUUCUGCGACAGCUACAAACCAGGGCGGCUUGUCUCAGGGUAUCACAGUUCCGCAUGGAGAUGCUCAGAGGGCGCUCUAUUGUCGAAUCCUCAAGACUGCCAAUAUUGAGCCAGAUCAGGUGACAUAUGUCGAGUCACACGGAACAGGUACUCAGGUCGGCGAUCCUAUCGAAGUCUCCAGCAUUCGCGAGGUCUUUGGAGGGCCAUCGCGGCAAUCAGUGGUGUACAUUGCGUCCCUCAAAGCCAAUGUAGGACACAGUGAAACUGCUGCUGGAGUUGCUAGCCUUCUGAAGGUCCUCACAAUGUUUGCUCACAAAGCCAUUCCUCCGCAAGCUGGAUUCAAGACACUGAAUCCCAAGAUUCCCGCUGUUGAGCCGGAUAACAUGAUGAUUGCCGCUCAGCUCAUGCCGUGGGAUUCGAAGAUACGCAUGGCCUGUGUCAACAGUUAUGGGGCCUCAGGGAGCAAUGCGGCGCUGAUCUGUGCAGAAUGGACCGCUGAGAUAGCAAGACCGAGAGCGGGUGCGCCGACUUACCCAGUCUUUCUGAGUGCGCAUACAAAAGAUGCUCUGAGAGACUCAGCCAUCCGACUGGCCUCUUACUUUCAGAGUCCCGGAAAAGCCUUGAGUAUUGGCAGCGUAGCCUUUACAUUGAGCGAACGCAGAAAACACCACCGUUAUCGAUGGUCCACCUCUGCACAUAGUCUGUCCGACCUGACCAGACAACUGCACGCGGGUGUGAUGGAAGGCAUUGUUGAGUCUCCCAACACACGAAUGCCGGUUGUUCUGGCCUUUUCAGGUCAAUCUAGGACGAAGAUCGGCCUCGACCCGACACUCUGCGAAUUAUAUCCCCAGUUCCGCCGUUAUCUAGAGAACUGCAAUGACAUACUGCGAAGCUUGGGCUAUUCAGACAUCAUGUCUUCACUUAUUCAGACCGACGCCGUCACAGACGUUGUCAUUCUCCAUGCGGGCACAUUCGCUGUUCAAUAUGCCUGUGCGAGAAGUUGGCUAGAAGGCGGAUUGCAGGUUGACGCAGUGAUCGGUCACAGUCUCGGCGAAUUGACGGCGUUGGCUGUAUCCGGCGUGCUGUCACUGGAGGAUGCUCUGGGUCUGGUCGCGAAGCGAGCUCUAUUGAUAGAGAGAAAAUGGGGCUCAGAACCGGGAUCCAUGUUGGCGAUUUACUCAGAUCUCGAGACUGUGCAGCAGAUCGUUGCAAGCUCACACACGACAGUCGUGGAGGAUGGCCUUGAGAUCGCCUGCCACAACAGCCCUAACGCUCAUGUUGUUGUUGGAAAGCGAGCGUCUAUUGCGAGAGUUAAAAAGCUUAUAGACAGCAAUCCGCAGUUUCAAGGCACGCGACAUCAGCGUCUCGAUGUGAGCCACGGCUUUCACUCGAGAUUGACAGACCCGUUGCUCCCAGAUCUAAUCAAGUUCGCCAAUAGCUUGACGUUCAAUGAGCCUCUUAUUCCGCUAGAGACAUGUACGGAGUCGCCUGUUCUUAGCAUCACACCGAAGUACAUUGCAGAGCAUUCGAGACACGCAGUGUAUUUUACACAUGCCAUUCGGCGUCUUGAGCGCCGUCUUGGCCCAUGCACCUGGUUGGAGGCAGGAUGGCAUACUCCGAUCAUCCCCAUGGCAAAGAAAGCUGUCGCAAUGCCUGAGAUACACAACUUUCAAUCAUUGAGUGGCUCGGCAGUGGCCGUCUCCAAUGUAACGGCUGCUCUAUGGAAACAAGGCCAUUCAAUUUCCUGGUGGGGUUUUCUCUCCCCAGGAGACUCACAACUCGACCAAAUCUGGCUGCCGCCAUUUUCGUUCCAACCAUCCCACCAUUGGCUCGAACAUGUUGAUCGAGUGACGAAAGUCCAGCAUCCUGACAGCAAGGUGCUUCAGCAGCGAUCUCGACUUGUGAGCUUCGUCAAAGUAUCGGCCACAGGCGACGAGUUCCAGCUCCUCAGGCAGUGUGAAAAAUACAGCAACAUAGUCAAAGGCCACGCUGUGCGCCAAAGGCCUCUUUGUCCAGCUUCCUUGUACAUGGAAAUUGCCGUCAUGUGUGCUCAGGAGAGAGGUUUUGACUUUAACGAGCACACGAUCAAAUUCCGCGAGAUUGUCUUCUCCAACGGCCUGGGAUGCGACAACAGCCGUGAUGUGAGAGUCGUGUUGGCACAAAAUCUAGACUCAACUGCUGAUGGUGCAUGGAAUUUCUCAGUCAACAGCUCAAAAAAAGGUGAUGCGAAGUCUGUAAGGACGAUGCAUGCGAUUGGACAGUUUGCUGCUUUAUCAGAGGCGUCCGACUUUCGUAUAUACGAGGGGCUCAUCUCGGACCGCAUGGCUCUCCUCCCCAAGGAUCCAAACGCAGAACACCUAAAGAGAAGAACGGCGUAUGCUGUGUUCUCGAGAGUUGUUGAGUAUGCUGAACUUCUCAGAGGUAUCUCCUCGAUCACUUUGUCUGAAGAUCAAGCUAUCGCUGAGAUCGAGCUCCCAGCUGAAGCGUCGACGAACUGCGAUAGCACUGUCGACCGCUUUAUGGACGCGAUAUCUCUGGAUACAUUCAUACAGGUUCUCGGCCUGUUGAUCAACUCAAGACUCAACACUGUAGGCCACGAGAUCUUUGUUGCGACAAGCAUCGAGAACAUGACAAUUCUCCCUUGCGACUUCAAGACCCAGAAACGCUGGAGUGUGUACGCCAUGUUCGGUAUGAAGGGUGAUCGACAAGCCAUUGGAGACGUCUUUGUAUUCUCUCCCGAAGGCAGGCUCGUCAUUCUUGGGUCGCAGAUAAGUUUCACCAGGAUCAAGGCAAGCAUACUAGAAGAAUUGCUUGACAGAAACUACUCAGAAUCCGUCAUGGUCAAAGCUCAGCGAGCCGAGGGCCCAGCUGCGUCUGGUGUGAUGCAUCGCAUUCGCACUGGUGAGGCUAUCGCUGCAGGCAGUUCUGUCCUUCCUGUUGAUUCGCUGCCGGCGAAGUCUGAAGAACCAGCUUACAACUUCGACGACGCGAAGGUGCUUAUAGCAAGUUAUAUUGGUCUUACGGCGUCUGAGAUUCGCAAAGAGGAAAGUUUCAGUAGUCUAGGCCUAGACUCACUGUCUUCAGUCGAACUUGCCGAUGAGUUGCGAGUUAAGUUCGGAAUUGAAGUUUCGCCAAGUGACUUGCUCACAAUGCAAGUGGGCGAGCUUGAACAAGGGGGUCCAUCACAAGGCACAGACUCAAUUGAUGUACAGGAACAGGACCUACCGCAGUCCAUAAACAGACGUGUGAAUGGACUUGCGAAUGGACGUGUCGCUCAAGCCAGUGGGCUGAGAAACGGCCUUCAUGAUGGAUGCAGCAAUAACAAUGUGAGCGGUCAAGUGAAAGACCACGCCUAUAGCUAUGCCAGCAAGACAAACGGACAUCUAGAGAAGCCUCUGAGACGACCGCACUACGCAAGGCACCGCGUUCAGACGGUAACUUACAAAGAAGUCGACGGCAUCCACAUUCUGGCAGACAUGUUCAUUCCGCUAGAGCCACCCUCGGAGGCUAUGCCCAUAGCGCUCAUGAUCCACGGAGGCGGCCAUUUGACGCUGUCGAGGAAAGCCAUUCGGCCGUCCCAGACAUCCUUUCUCCUAGCAAAUGGCUUAUUGCCCAUUAGCCUAGACUAUCGACUUUGCCCUCACGUCAAUGUCCUUGAUGGACCUAUGGCAGAUGUUCGAGAUGCCUAUGCCUGGGCAAGAAAAGAGGUUCCAUUGCUGCUGCGAGAGGCAGGCAUGUGCGUGGAUGGCUCAAAGAUUGUCGUCGUCGGCUGGUCAACAGGAGGGCAUUUGGCAAUGACUACUGCUUGGACUGCUCCAGCCGCAGGUUUGCCUCCUCCUUUGGCUGUUUUGGCAUUUUACUGCCCUACACAUUACGAUCCUUCGGAUGAUUCCUUAAGAAUGGGCAAAGACUACCAUUCCCGCACAAUGUCAAUGUCCGAGAUCCGAAAGGCUUUAGGCACGCAAACAGCAUCGAGUCACGCAUUCAGUAGUACUGAUACAACCGGUCUGGGCUGGCUUGAACCAGGAGAUCCCCGCUCAGAGCUGGUGCUGGCUCUUGUCAAAGAACAGAACGGUGUGUCUCUUUUACUAGAUGGUGUUCCUACUGAUGGAAACACCUUCCAAGCUCCUGAGCCCGAGCGAGUUACAGCUAUCAGCCCGCUGUCUCAGGUCCGCCUCGGCACCUAUCGCACACCGACGUUUGUCAUCAUCGGCGACGAGGAUGAAGUUGUCCCCUUCCACUCUUCGGUUGACUUUGUUGAUGCCCUGAGAACACAGGGUAUCAGACACGGGUUCAUCCCGGUACCGGGUCAGCGACACAUUUUCGACCUGACGCUUGCACCGGGGAUGGCGAAAUGGGAAGAAUAUCACAAGUACACGGCUCUCCCCGUGGAGCACCAAAAUGGCAUUCCACAAAGUAUGCGGGACAUCGACACGUAG
Trichoderma reesei QM6a is the source of this 6363-nucleotide messenger RNA. Its product is annotated as polyketide synthase. NCBI's taxonomy places the organism in Eukaryota, Fungi, Ascomycota, Sordariomycetes, Hypocreales, Hypocreaceae. The record is from RefSeq and is a predicted model, not a curated record. Gene Ontology annotation, molecular function: phosphopantetheine binding; fatty acid synthase activity; 3-oxoacyl-[acyl-carrier-protein] synthase activity. Gene Ontology annotation, biological process: secondary metabolite biosynthetic process; fatty acid biosynthetic process; proteolysis. The coding region runs from base 13 to 6363 and encodes 2116 amino acids. The transcript is spliced from 6 exons.